GAGUUGCAGGCGCGUUAAACCUAAAAGUGAGAGUCAUUUCUCGAUUGCUAUCCCCAACGACGAUCUCCCAUGGCGCCCUCCGGCACCGUCGCCGAUCCUCCGCCAUCUUCAACCACCGAUUCAUUCAAUUCCGGCGACACAGCAGAGAAUGAUAUUCGGCCAUUUUUUGUCCUCCACAAGGCUUCGUCUGGGAGUCUCCAGGGAAAAUCAACUGGGACGGUGAAAAGCAAGCGGAGGAUCGAGUCAACUACACCUAAAAUUGCUAAGAAGACUGAGCUCGAAACCGUGGAAGAGGAAGAUGUUCAUUUUUAUUCACCGCUACGCUUGGAAGUUUUCGAGACUGUCUGGUCGAAAAUCGAGAAGACAAUCGAAGAUGUUCUGAGAGAUUCCAACUCUAAAGUAUUCAAUGGGAUACAUGAUUGGAUACGGCAAUCGUUUGAUUCGAUCAGAUCAUCUGGAGCACUGAGUUUAGCGGAAGCAGUUCGGUCUUAUCCUGUUUUAACUCAGGCUUCUUCCAAGCAAUUGUUUACUGCUUUGGUCCUUACUAGGAAUCUUGAAAUGGUUGAUGAUUUAUUGACAUAUGAAGAACUGGAUUUGCAUUUGAAGUCUCAAGGAUGUCAUGUGGCUAAGCUUUCGUCCAUGGACUUCUCAGCCAAGAAUGGUGUAGGAGGUUGCCUUAGGGUUUUGUUACGCCAGUUUGUGAUGCCAACCAUAGAUGUGGCUGAUGUAACCAUUCUCGCAUCAUGGUACAGAGAAAACGGAAACCAUAAGAAUCCGGUAGUUAUAAUUGUGGAUGAUACAGAGAGAUGCUGUGGGACUGUCCUGUCGGAUCUAAUUCUUAUAUUGAGUGAAUGUGCAGUCAAAGUUCCAAUUUUUCUAAUAAUGGGUGUGUCGACAGCACACGAUGCGCCUAGAAAGAUACUACCAGCGAACGCGCUGCAGAGACUUUGUGCUACUAGGUUCACUCUGAGUUCUCCGGCCGAACGGAUGGAUGCAAUUCUCGAGGCUGUCUUCUUAAAGCCGUGUUCUGGGUUCACUGUUAGCCACAAGGUGGCGCUUUUUAUGAGAAAUUACUUUUUGUGUCAAGAUGGAACACUGACAUCAUUUGUUAGAACUCUGAAGAUAGCUUGUCUUCAGCAUUUCUCAUUGGAGCCUUUAAGCAUCAUGCUCGAGCACUUUUGUCAAGAUGGUGAUAAUCAGCUGUCAGGUGAAGGUGAUGGGCUAUUGACAGAAGCAACAAUGAAGCAUGCUUUCGACUUGCCAUCUGUGACGAGGAAUAAAAUUACUCGGAGUACUUGUGAAAUGCUGCCUCAAUUUUUGUUGGACUUGCAAAGGAUGCCGCAUCCUUGGAGCAUUGUAGUUUUGUGCAUAUAUGAAGCUGGGAAGUUUGAUAAACUUCGAUUGCUAGACAUAUUCUGUGAGACACUUGACCCAGAAGCACGUUACUUGAAAUACUUUUUACCUUCAGCAACUGUCAACUGUCAGAGUCACGUUUCAGGACCUAAGAGUGUUAUCAGACGGAUUCUGCGCAAGCUUAGGGAUCUUUCACCUUCACAGUUGUCUAGCUUGUUGAAAAGCUGGGAAAAUCUCUCUGCGGAGUUCAGUGAGAUCAAUGACAAAGUAAUGGAAUUGCAUCCGUUCAUGAAAUCCGUGGAAGCAGCUGGCCAGCGACAAGGACUUCCCAACAGCCCAAAAAAGCAUGCAUCCCGGAGCAAUUCAAAGCUUGAAAAAGAGCUUAAAGCCAUGACUGAUAAGGUUGCCGCAGUCAUAGAAUUUAUGCUAAGGGAAUAUAUGAAGCCAGUUGAGAGUGUUCCUUUCCAUGAAAUUUUAUGUUUCAAAAAUGUCGAUAAACUUCAAUCUGCUUUUCUUGGAGACCCGAGAGGCAGAAUCCAGUCAGAUCUACUGGAAUCUCACAAUAUCCUCCACUGUAUGUGCUGCAGCCAAAGAGGCACAACUCUAUUGCCUUCCAUGCACGAUACAUCGAUUUUGUACACGCUGGCGCAAGAGCACGCUGAUGUAAUCAAUCUCCAUGACUGGUAUCAAUCUUUCAAGACGAUACUUAUCCCCCGGAGUAGCAAAGCCAAUCAGAAAUCAAAGACGAAGAAACGGAAGGAUAGAUGCGAAGAACCGGAAGCACCUUCUGAAGCUUUAAUUCAAGCUCGAUUUUGCAGAGCUGUAAUGGAGCUUCAGAUUUCAGGACUCAUUCGCAUGCCUUCAAAACGACGUCCAGACUCUGUACAAAGAACAUUCGAAAUAGCUUUUGCAGACAUUCGAAAAAGCAGUAGGAUGUUGAGCAGGAUUUACGUUAAGGGAUACGACAGAACGCUUACUGGCUAUGAUUUGGUUAUCUCCAUGAGAGAACACUUCGCUUCAUGUGGAGAGGUGAUACAUGUUUAUAUUCCCGGAUACUUUGAAGGCAGCACCCGUAACCUCAACAGAUUUGCCUUUAUUUUUCUUCGGGGAGAAGGUGCAGAAGAGAAGGCGUUGAAACUUAGUGGAAGUCACAUGGGAGAACACAAGAUAGUCGUUGAGUCUUAUCCGUUUCAUGCCAAACACCUUGACCCUGAGUUGGCUCAUAUGAGAGAGGCUGACAAUAGGAGACAGCACAAGAUGAGUGUUACGGGAUAUGACACUUCUCUUCCUUUGGAUUAUGUCAAGACCGAGCUGAUUCAACAUUUCUGUAUAUGUGGACAUGUCCUGAAAGUUAUGCUUUUCGAAGAAAGCAAAGACGUUCUCUGCAGCACGGCUUUCGUUACUCUUCGGGGAGAAGACGCAGUAGAGAAGGCGCUGCAACUUGGUGGAUGUGAUGAGGAAGGAUUGAAGAAUGUUGAAGUUUCUGGGGUUGCUGCGCCAGAGAAGAAUAAGAAGAUUGAAUCUGAUGUGGAAGGAUCGAAGAGUGUAGUUUUUGGGGAUGCGGACACGUGGCAAUCCUCGGAGCCAGACUCGUUCAUUUGCGGCAUGCCAUUCUGGUUUAACGAACUGGGAAAGGGAAAAAAAAAAAAAGAGUACUCAGUAGAUAAGGCUUUGGAGGAAAUUGGAUUUGAUCUGAAGAAUCUUGAUUUGAAAGGGAUGAAGAGGGUUGGAUCUAAUGUGGUUUCGGUGCCAGUGAAAGGUUCGACCCCCAUCUUGUUGCCAGCCUGGUUGGUCGAACGUGGAGAUGAUGAGAAAGAAGAUGACUACAUGGGGCCAUGCUCGGAGAUAGAAUCGGCCGCCCGCAGUCUGCGAAAAUGGUUUUUCGAAAGAGUUGAUAAUACUACGGAGUGAAAGCCAUCUCUUAGUAGAAGGCGAAGCCCUUUGGGUGUUAUUAUUACUUAAAUUGUGUUUUUUGUUUUGUUUUUUUUUUGUUGUUGUCUGGAUGUCAAGGCACUAAUCUAACCAUAUUUCAUUACAUAUAAUUUCG
This is a messenger RNA of Thlaspi arvense, 3400 nucleotides long. The record is from the annotation of a GenBank genome assembly. NCBI's taxonomy places the organism in Eukaryota, Viridiplantae, Streptophyta, Magnoliopsida, Brassicales, Brassicaceae.